AUGGACCCAAAACUAUUGGCCUUUCUCUUCUUGGCUGCUGAAGUUUCAGUCGUUUCUGGUGAGCAAUAAUUUUUUCAACAAAAAUCUCCGCUUCUCAUCAAACUAGUUAAAAAAAAUCGGGAUUUUUUCUAGAUACCGUCGUAUGCCAUCGUUCAUCUCAUUCAGCAGUCAAAGUUUAAUGAAAUGUGUAGUUCAUUGGAGCGCACAAUAGAUAAAAAAUUUUUCUAUCUCGAAAGCUAUGAGUUUGCGCAGGUAGCGACUUUGGGGGAUUUUUUUCUAAACCUUUGAAAAAAUUUCUCCACGCGCCGUUCCUGAUCAACUACAGUUUCGCGGACAACACAAACAACUCUUCAAUAAUCCUAUGAUUCAAUCUGAAAACUGUAAAUGAGCCAGAACUUUUUCAGCAGUGUGCAACAAGCUGAAGACGGAGCCAAUGGCCGGAAUGGACGGGUACAAUUCUCCUUGGGUGUUCUACGACUACAGCGUCGUCGGCAAGGUCACGGUGACUUGCAUCGGCGAAGGCGAAACUCAGAUCUCCUAUCCAAGUUUGGACUUGGGACUAAUUACUGUGAGUAGAAGAAAUGGGAAUGUUCACUUUUUAGCGCUAAACCAAUGUAAAACUUACUUUUGACAAUUUAGGUAAGACAGUGAGGAUAAUAGGUCUUUGAUGUUUUUUUUAGCCAAUCUAAAGGAAGAAGGAAUAAAGUUCCCACUGAACUUUGGUUUGACUCUAAAAGUUAUUGGUCAAAAAAAAAAAAUGAUACGUGAGAGCCUUCAAACUUGAACUUGAGAGCUCUUCGUGAGGAGCCCGAAAAAAAUAAAUUAAAUUAUAUUUUCUUCACUGCUGGCUUGACACAAUAUCAAACUAGAUUUUCAAAAAAUGAGAAAACCAAAAGAUUUAGAUUUCACUGAAGUAUUUCUACCCAGUUCAGUUACGUUUCAACUAGACUUUAGUUUGAUUUAAGAAAAUUAUCAACUGAUUCGUUAACUGGGCGUUUUCAAAAAUUUUUUUAACUUUAUCGUUUCCUAGAAAAGUAUUUCGACUUCAUUAAGACCAAAAAGUUCUUACUUCAGAACUUUAUACAUUCAAAAUUUUUUUCGUAUUUUAUCACGUCACCUUUCCUUUCAUAGUACAAAAAAGUGCAUUUUAGUGCCAGUUCAAACAUUUCUGAAUACCUCUUUGAAAUUCUACUCGGACUGGAGUCGUAAAAUUCGUGCAUAUAGAAUCUCAGUUGGUAUUUUGGUCAGUCAGAAGACGCGAAGCCAACCAAUAGAACACAAAAAGGUUAAUUUUUUUGAAAUUCAGUGCCCUCCACUAGUCAAAGAUGGUCCAACGGACUAUCAAACAGUUACCUGUGACUUGACGUGCACGGACUCCGACAAAUGGACUAUUCAACCUCCAAAGGGGCUCAACGACGGCGACGUCAUCUACUGCACCGGUUGGAUCUGAAAAAACUUUCUUACAGAAAAAUCGAUUUGCUUUUUAAAGUUAAAGUUCUUAGAUGUUCCAUAUAAAGAGCCUGAAACUCUCGACUUGUAAGUCUCCAAGAAAAAAAACUGAAAGUCAAACUUUCUGCGAAAAAAGGUUGAAAAUCCAGUUUCGAAAAGUCAUUUCAAAAUCAAAAAUUAUAAGCGAAAUAAUCUUGAUAACUCUUUGACGGACACAAUUUUGAAAGAAAAAUAACGCAAAAGCUGAAAAUUUUUGCCUGGAUAUUUCUUAUACAAUAAGCAGUGAAUAAACCUACUCUUAUUGAUUUUCUUCUGAAAGUUCAGCCAUCACCGUGCCCGCAAGUAUCCCAACAACCACUGGCCUGCCAACGACUCCAGAACCCACUACCAAAGCUACAACCCAGCCGGCCACGACUUCUGAAACUGUCAGAAGCACUUCUGAAGCUGUCAGUAGUUCAUCAGCAUCGCCUUUAACAAGCCCAAUUACUACCGAGCCACCCACUCCAUGUAAAAAUGGAAAAAUGUGCUCCACCACCGCGCGUGCAGGUUUUCUUUUUCACAACUUUUGAUGAAACUUUAAUUUUUUCCAGCUCUCACAUCAAAGUCUUCUACCACGAAUACGACGUCAACCACCACCCCCACCAAGACUCCAAGUAAAUCCAGCGGCCUGCCAACAUCGAUAAUCGUACUUCUGUGCGUGUUGUCCUUGCUCAUCUUGCUGUUCAUCGCCGGCUUGUUCUACCUGUUCGCCGUGAUCCGACACCGACGUCAGGCCGCGGCCGCUCAAGCCGACGAGCUUCAGAUUCGACCACAGGAAGAGAUUCCCUUCCCGACGACUCCGCCCAACUCCCGUUACAAAACUUAUUACUGAGAAAAGUUCCUGAGAAAAUUGGUCCUAUUUAGCCGCGAUUUGAAAUCGCCAGAUCUCUAUGUAGCCUCCUACAAAAUAUUUUGAUCGAGGUCUGAAAUAUCUUAACUUCCGUGGUUUCUUGAUUUACCACCUUACUCUUAUUAACCGUCGGUCUUCAAAAUUGUGUUCAUCUCUGAAGCAGUUGUAAAUAUUUUCGUCACUAAUUUAUUCAACAAUAUCUCUUCAAAUACGUUAUUUUCCAAUCAGAUAUGUGAAUAGUUUCCACGAGAAUGGCUCAACGCGUUGUGGUACGAACAAGGUCCGCCCGACCAAAAAGCGACUUUCGCUAAGUGGCAUCAAAAAGCUAAUUCAUAGAUUUUUAUUCUAACCGCAUCGCGACAAGCCAUUCUACAUGCGACCAGGGAUCCCAAUCUAAGCUUCAAUCUUCAUUUAAAAAAUGAACUCUCGAAUCAAAUCCCCAUAACAAAAGUACAAGUACCUUCCACGAGCUUUAAUUAUUAUUUUUCUGAUAUUUUCAUAUUUGGAGCCUAAAAAUAAACAUUUUUGAUUGUCGAACUUGUGCCGAAGAAAAUCAAAAAGAUUGCAGCACACGGGUAUUUGUUUGCAAAGUAAUAAAAUGAGCAACAUAUCGACGUCAAAUAUUUGGUAUGUUGGACAUUUUUCACCCCCAUUUUUGCUUUUUUUUUUUUGGCCGAAACUACAGUAAUUCUCUGGAUUUUGCUUGGUUUUCCCAUAUGAAUGGUUAUUCUGUGGAUUUUCACCACCUUUUCAGUGUUUUUCGUGAGUCAAGUAGUGUCGCAAGGUGAGGUUUUCAUUUUUUCUACUUUCAUGAGGCUUCCAAAAAUUCAAGUUUGAAAAGGGGAAGAGUUUCUUUGAAUCUAAAACUGUUGGAAUUAUCAGUAAAACAUAUCGUUUCGAUACAAAAAGACCUGUUUUAUCUGAUUUUCAGACCUUAUACAUAGAGGUGAUCUUCAAAUAUAAUAAGCUUCAAGAAGAUCUUUUCACUAUUCCUAGUCAGUACCGCUUAUAACUUAUUUUUAAGAGAUUUUUUUAGAAGUCGAGGGAAAUUUUCUUUUCUUUUUAAAGAUAUCAUUACUCUUCUUUGAAUCCCUCAGUUUGGUUUGAAGGUAGAAAAUGAGUUCAAAAAGUGAAACUUCCGACCUUUAAAGAUUUUUUUUUCGAGAAUUCUCGAAAUUCCCAAGUGUCUAUAGAAGCCUUAAAGAUCAUUUCGACCUAAAGAACUAAUUCCGAAAUUUCAACAAAAAGAGCUUUUUUUGAAAAGUUCUACCCAAGUGAUUUUUCUAUUUCGACUCAAAGAUCUAAUUUGGAAUUCCCAUAUGAAAAGUAGGUUUUUUGUUCGGAAAGCUUCGAUCCUCAAAAUUACUGUUUCUAGGAGCGUGUGGGGUCCUGAUAAACGGAACAAUUGCCGACGGUUUGCCACAGAGUCCCCUGGUGACGAUCACCUACGACGACGUCGCCGGCACAGCCGAAUUCGGCUGUACCGGUUGGGACGACGUCAUCAUUUCCUACAACCUCAAUCCGGACACUGGCUUCGCUGACAUCAAUGUGAUCAAUAAUUUUGUUUUAUUUAAUAUUGAUAAUCUAUUUUGUGCAAUUUCCAAUCUAAACUUGAACUUUUCAGUGCAAUCAAACGAGUCAAGAAGGCAAGGGGACGGUGUUCUGCAAGUUAUUCUGUGAUGUCAACGACAAUCAUUGGCACCAACUUUUGGGUUUUGCUACCUUCGUUGAGGACAACACUCUUUAUUGUGAAAGUGAGUUUUAAGUAAACUUUUGAGUAUAAAUGAAAAUUUCGGCAAUUCUUAAAGUAAAUGAUCAGCAAAAUAAUGAAUUUGACGUAUUAUGAAGCCAAUUUUACUGUUAUAAACCUAACAAAACGCUUCAAAAGUUGUCUAUUUAUUGGAUUGGUCGGUUAGAAAUGAGCGUUGAUUUCUUCGAUUUGUAUUUCGUUCCAAAGAUAUUUAAUUAAUGAGAAAAUUUAUCGUCCGCAUGGAAGUUCAUGAUUACAAUUGAAAAAUACCUUUUGGGUCCCUCUAACUUUGUCAUGUAUGUAUCGAGUUAAACUCUAUCAAUAACGCUUCUAACCGGCGAAUGUACUAAUUUCCCGGUUAUUCGCCUUCGAAUAAUUGCUUGCCAACGGUACAUAUAUUUCAAUUUUACUUCAGCCACAUCUCUACCGACGGAUUCUACGGUAUCUACCGCAACUCAACCAUUGACAACACCAACGUCAGUUCCAACUUCUUUUGGGUCCACCCAAGUGUCUACAUCAUCAGCGCCAACCUCUACAAAAACAUUGACAACACCCUCGUCUUCUGGAUCUACUGCAACCGAAAAGAUUUCCACAUCAUCUUCAGCGCCAACGUCUACGCAAGCAUUGACAACAGUAACGACAGUUCAAAGAAGUUUGUUUUGUCUUGAAGCUGAGAAUCUUCUCGAAGUUUUUAGAAAAAAAAUAAUUUUUUUUUCAACCUCUUUUGAUCUCUGAUUCAGCUGACUGCGAGCCAAUCGUGAACGGCUCGACGAACCCGCCGGGCAACAAUAUCUCCAUCAGUCCACUGGUGCAGAUCGAGUACCUGCCCGAGCACUUAGCCAAGUUCGCCUGCACCGGGAUCGGCAACGCCUUCAUCGCCUUCUACUUCGAGAACUUCAAUGGCGAAGUGAAUUCCAAUGUCCGCCUUGCUUCUCAAUCUGAAUGACGAGAUUUUGACAGUGCGAAGACGCGAGAGUCGAAGAAGGCGGCUACGUGACCGUCUCCUGCAUCUUCGAGUGCAACGUCGACAAAGGAUUCUGGACGAAGAAGACGUCGCCGUCGAACGAAUUGAGGAUCAUUAAUAAUACAAUUUAUUGCGAAAGUGAGUUUGACUGAAAAUGGAAAUCGCAUCAAAGCCGUUCCCAGUGAGACCAAAGCGGUCUCAUAAUCCCAAAAAUCCCUAAAAGAUGAAAUUUUCAGCCGCAACGCCGUUCCCAACCCCACCACCAGUCCAGACAACCAAAGUAUCAACGAGGAUCACUUCGAAGACAAAUCCUACAAACCCUACAAAUCCUACUACAAAUUCAACGACUUCUCCAGCCGGAGCGACUUCCGUUCUCACUACCGUAACCAAAAAACCUAUCACCAUUCCUGUCAAAACCACUACGGCGACCAAAACACCAAAAACCACUCCUUCUCCUCCUCGUUCCGGCCUGUCUACUUUGGAAAUUAUUCUGAUUGCCGCUCUGAGUGGCGUUGUAGUUAUGCUGAUUGCUGUUAUUGUUUUCGCCGUUUUGACUUACCUGGCCAAAAAUUCGGACAGGUAUGACGGCAUACCGCGAUAAUUAGAGUCUAAUUAAUAAUUUUUUCACGGGUAAAUUUAUUUGAAUUUCGAGCAAACAUUUUUUUGAGAUUCAUACGAAAAAUUCUCCUUUUCUCAAUUUUUUUACUAAAAAAAGCUCCUUUUUUUCUCUAAAUGCCAACUUAAUAUAGAAAGAAGAGAAAAAAAUUGAGUUUUUUUGCUUUUUUUAUCAUUGGAGCACACUUGACCAAGUUUUUUUGGAAGCUGUUUUUUUCGGGCCUUGUAUCAUUUUUUUGUCCGAUUUUUUUAUACUUCUAUUUCUUCUUUAUCAAUAGAUCUUACUAGAGGAAAAAUCUCUUUUUUUCAUGUUGAUAUCCUAUUUUCAUUUUUUUCUCGAUUAAUUUGUUACCCUUUCUAGUCAUUUCGUUCAGAAUUUAUAGGUACAAUUUUUCCUGGAACGUGUAUAAAUCUUCCUUUUUUUAUAGCACAAAUUUAUGUUUUUGAACCAUUGUUCGACUUGAAAUAAACUUCAAACGUAUCUUUUUUUUUUGAAAGCCUGAGAUUUCAAACGAACUUGGUUUUUGAAAAAUAUAUACGCGCCCUAGCUUGAGAGUGAACUGUCGCACGGGUAAUUGCUCAGCCGCUCCGAAACGCACCGGACUUGAAACUACUUGAAAUAAAUCUUCCCGCUGGAACCUCAAACCGCAACGCGACCGCGACGCAAAUACCCAUUCCAAGUAAGAAAAAUAUGAUUUUUUCUUUUUCAACUUUUCAUUGAGACCUUUUGAGUCUUUUUCUCAUAAUGUAUUCGAGAACUUAUUUGAAAAAAGGUGUGAUUGAAAAAAUCUAAAAGUUUCAUUUUUUGACCUCGAUAGAUCAUCUGAUUCUCCAAGUUCGUCACCGAGCCCCGAGUAUUGUUACAAUUCCAAAAUCUCCACAAAUAAUAACUUUCUCACCUUCCUUUUAUGUGUUUGCACGGUUUUCGGUGAUAAGAUUACCCGAGGAGCGUUUCAAUUCCGUUUGAGUCAAGUUCCUCUUGCUCGACGUCGUAAAUGCUUUCAGCGGUAUUCCUGAUCAUUUGUUUGUUUCAUUUGGGAAAAUCACAAGGUAUGUUACAUUCUAAAGUAGUAGGAAAGGUGCGAAUUCGAUAAUCUUAUUCGUGAAACAGCCAAAAAUUUCUCUGAAGCCUAAUGUUUGAUAAAAUUCGUAUAGUUUUUGUUCAUUUAAUGGUUUUUUUUUCUCAUUUUGAUCUAUCUCAUGAUCCUAUGGCCUUUUCGGUGAGAGAAAAGAAGACGCUGACAUGUCACAUAAGUUUAGGCUAAUAGGGAAUAAUACAUUGAAAUCUUAACGUGGUCGCACAAGGAAUGGGUCAAAGCGUCGCGGUCGCGUUGCGGUUAAAAUCGAGUUCUCUCUCUCUACCAGAACGGCGCACGGUGCCAGCACCAAUAAUCCGCAGCACGGUGCAUGUGGUAGUGCGGCUCCUCGCGUUUUUCGAGACAUUUUGGUGCGAAUUGAGUGUAUGCGCACGAUGCAGCAGCAUGCCUCCUUAAGAAAGUUCAAUUUAGCUAUUUAGCCAUAUUUAGAUAAAGCUAGAGCUCUUGCUGUUUCGAUUCAGGCACAGCCUUCUGAUCCAAUUCCCCUCGUCCAAUUUUAAUCGAAAAAUGAUAAAUCAAAAAAAACAUAAUAAUAACGAUAAAUGCCUGCACCGUGCGCAUGCGCUCAAUUUGCACCAAAAUGUCUAAAAAACGCGAGGAGCCACACUACCACAUGCACCGUGUAGCGGGUUAUUGUUGCUGGCCCCGUGCGCCGUUCUGGUAGAGCUGUAACACUUUCGGAUGCCAAUGCUCGCAAGUCUUUCUGGGUCUGCCGCAUUUGAGAAAAACUGUGGAACCAUUAAAUGUUUUUAUGGCAAUUGAAACUCCUUGUUUUUUCUUAAAUGUCACUCUAUUGACGCGCAGCAGCUUUCUACAUUAAAUACAAAUUUUCUCGACUCAAACAAAUUAAUUUUUCUCUCUAUUCCGUCUAGGACCUUGCGGAAAACUGAUCAGCGGAACCGGAGGUGAUGGGGACGAAGUUUUAUACAGUCCAUAUGUUUCCGUCGACUACGACGAUGUCUCAGCGACGGCGAAUUUUCACUGCACGGGUGAUGGCUUCACCGCCAUCAACUACAAUUCCGUGAAUGGAGAAACGAGCCAUACGGUUUGACUUUUUUAUUAUUUUCAGAAAGCUCCGUAAUUUUUUUAGAUUCCGAUUAUUUGGUCUCAAUGGCUUGCAAACUAUUUUCUUUUCAGUGCGAUGAGACCUACGAAGACGGAGUUCAGACGGUCAGCUGCUUGCUUUUUUGCAAUUCUACUGACGGCCACUGGUAUCAGUUCCAGAACCUAUCGAUCUUCGUUAUCAACGACACCCUAUACUGUGAAAGUUCGUAGUUUUCAUCAUUAUUAAGGCCCUUUUUAACUAAGAGCAUGUCUCUGAGACAACCUCAGGAUCAGGAGAACAAACUCCAGUUUUUUUCAAAAAGCUGUUACAGCCUUUGAACUACCGGAUAUUCAAACAUCAACAGUCUCGCCGACUUCUUCCGAACAAACGAGUCCAAAAACAGGUUUUAUCUUCUUUUCAUGAAGGUUUAUGAAAAAACCUUUUUUAGAGACAACUUCCAUCGAAACGAGUGUUUCUUCUCAAUCAGUCCGAACUUCAACAAUCAGCUCUGGAACGUCGAGAUUUUCAUUUUCGUCUUCCAGAAGCACUAAAGCUUCUGAAUCGUCUUCUACAACUCUCCAAAGUACGAUUUCUGGAGCAAUUUCUACUCGCACGUCUUCUGGACCAACAUCCACUUUUCACGUGUCACCUCAAAGCUCAAAAGUCACUCAAACACCUACUGGGAGACCUUCUGAACCAACAGCGAGCAGUUCGGAGAGUUCCGAAACGACGGAAUCUUUCUCCACAUCUUCAAAAAGCACAGAAGGCCCUCAAACCACAACUACCGACCCAAAUGUAACGACUACCUUUGCAACUUCCUCAAAGUCUCUAUCGCUUGUGACUUCAAGAAGCACCCGAACUUCUCCUGAAAUAACAUUUGGAAGCACAAAAUCGGGUUCAAUUUCAACAAUCAACGUUGCAACUUUGUCGACGUCUCAUUCGCCUGUGACUUCAAAAAGCACUGACACUUCUCCUAAAAGAACUUCCGGAAGCACGACUUCUGAAUCAACUGUGCCGAUUAGCCCUGCAAUCACCCCUCCAUCUUCUACGGAGCUCGGAAGCACGUCUUCUGGAACGACAUCGUCUCCUCAGUUUUUAAACAGCACCGAAGCUUCUUCUACAACUUUUGGUAGCACACAAACUUAUUCAACAUCUCAGAACGCUAAUUCUGGAUCAACUGAAACGAAGGAAUCUUCGACAGCAGCUUCAUCUAAAUCUUCGAUGAACACGGGAACUCCUCGAGCAUCUUCUGUAACUCAUGAGAGCACGACUUCUGGGCCAAAAGCUACAAGUGCAAUCAGUUCUCGAGCGACAUCAUAUUCUUCUGCAUCUCCUACAUCUUCAGAAGGCACGGAAUCUUCUUCUACAGUUUCAAUAAGCACGCUACCUGGUUCAACCUCUGAGAUCACGACUUCUGAAACAUUUACUUCUUCAACUUUCAGGAGCACGAUUUCUGAGAAAACUACAAAAAGUUUUACACCCGUAAUAACUUCUUCCUCUCAAGCGAUUACCACAGUUGAAAUUUCGAAAACGUCUACAGAGAGAUUCAAAUCCUCAUCUGCCACCAGUCCGUCAUCAGCUGGCAGUACUUCUUUCAGCUCAUUGAGCCGACUUUCGACCACUUCUUUGCCAUCUUUCAGUACUGCCAAUACAACACAGUUCAUUCAAACUAAUCCCACCUUGGCUAGCAGUACCGAAAAAUCGAGAUCAACAGAAAGACCUGGAAGUUCUACCAAUGGAAUAUCAAUUUCAUCCUCGUCCAGCAGCACAUCCACUUUUUCCGGAGCCUCCAGUACAACUUUCGAUAGUUCAACUCAGACUCCAAUUUUCUCAACUAUCACGGCCGCAGGUUCAAGUAAAGGAACAACAGCGAAAUCUUCAACACCUUCUACGAAUUCUAACAGUGCUGCUUCUGAAAGCUCUUCGACUUCAGUUUCGAAAACUUCAAGCAGCAUAUCCCAAAGUUCAUCAGCUUCUUCAAUGGCUAGUUCACAAAAGUCGACUUCCAUCUCAGUUCUGAGCAGUUUUGCUCCAUCAAGUUUUUCAACGACUUUUGAGGUUUUGAGCAGUACGACUCCUGGAACAAAACCGAGCCAAGGUUCCACUUUUCCUGCCUCGACAGCCACCAUGAGUCCUACCUUAUCGUCCGAAACGCCAAUAUCAGUUACUACUCAAAGAAUCAGUACGAUGUCAUCUUCUUCCAGUACGGCGCAUGAUAAUUCUACUCAGAUCCCGUUCGACUCAACAACUUUACCCUCAAGAUCAUCGUCUACUUAUUCGACAAGCAAUACGAAAAGUGUCAGUUUCACUCAGAGCUCCAGUCCGACGUCGGUGUUUCCCAGCCCUGCACCAGGAAGUUCUACGAAAAUUUCUACGGAUUCAACCACCUCAAACAGCCUCACCUCCUCGUCUGUCAGACCAACUCUGACUUUUCACUCCAGUACCAAAUCUGAAAACUUUACCCAAACAACCACUGAUUCCGCUACAUCGCCUAGCACUACUCAAAAAGCUAGCUCCAUCCUGACGUCCGGAACCUCUUCAGUUUCAUCCAGUACCAGUUCUGGUGGCUCAACGCGAAUUUCAACGACGUCGGGAAAGCCUGCCUCAACUUCGACAGACUUCCCUUCAACUUCAAUGAUCACUACUCAGAGAGCAAGUUCAACUGCAGCAUCCAGUACGACGCCAAAUCCUCUGACAACUUCUGA
Caenorhabditis auriculariae is the source of this 10514-nucleotide messenger RNA. The record is from the annotation of a GenBank genome assembly. NCBI's taxonomy places the organism in Eukaryota, Metazoa, Nematoda, Chromadorea, Rhabditida, Rhabditidae.